AUGAUUCGAGAAUAUGGGCAUUCGUUAUAUUGGGAUUCGGGAAAUUGGGUGUUCGGGAUAUGGGGAUUCGGAAAAUUGGGUGUUCGGGAUGUUAGAAUUCGUGAAAUUGGAAAUUUGAUUCGGGAAAAUAUCUAUUCAGGAAAUCAGAAUUAUGGAAAUUGGCAUUCGGGAACUUGUCUGAUAAGGCAUAAAUUCGGGGGAUCAUGGGGGAAUAAUUUAUACAUUUGGAUUUCAAGUCAUAAAAGGGACCUUACCCAUGCAAAGACUAUGAAAACGUUAAUUCAAAGGUCAACAACUAGAUUGACGCAUAGAGAGGGAUCGGAUAAAAAAUGGUGUGAUAAUGGAGAUCAUUGCUGCGGCUUGAACGAUAAAUGUCUUCCAGGCGGUUGUUUACCUCCGAUAAUUAACCCUACGUUCUUACAUCCAAUGGUGCAGACGACUGUGGAAAUAGCUACUACUGUGAUAAGGCAACCUCCCACUUAUUAUAAGAAUGCGGAAAAAUGUCCAAAUGGCGGCUACUGUGAUAAGGGCGAAAGAUGUGCUUCAGGAGAUACUUGUUUGCCUGCG
Molecule: messenger RNA, 567 nt
Organism: Funneliformis mosseae
Lineage: Eukaryota; Fungi; Glomeromycota; Glomeromycetes; Glomerales; Glomeraceae
Source: the annotation of a GenBank genome assembly